AUGGUUAUAGAUGAUUACAUGCUGGAUGGAAAUACGGACAGCGUGUCUAUCACUUAUGCAUUGCCAGAUUCAAUGUUAGCAAACAUGGCUCCAGAUACCCCUCCUAUGCAUAUUACUAAUGAUAGACAAGUACAGAGCUUGAUUAGGUUGAGUAAGACGCAUGUUAUACGUCUUUGUAUAUCUAGUCGCAAGGACAAUGAUGGACGUACUAGUGGUGUUGAUGCUGCUGAUGGGUGUUCUGUUGAAGGUGGGAAUCAAACUACUGAGGAAGGUGAUGAUGAAAAUGUCGAUGAGUAUGAUGAUGAUGAGAUAAACGAGGACAUCAAAAACGAUCCAGUAAAGGAGGAAGACGGUACUGACUCUGAGGAUCAGGACUCUGAGGAUCCGGACUACAGGCAAUAUGGGAAAGUGAAGGAUGAAGAUUCAAAUUCUGAUUCAGAGGGUGAGUGGAUUGAAGAAACGGUGAAGGCUCCUCAAAGAGGAUAUGAAAGAAAUUGGGUUGACAAAAUAAAAGUAAACGGAAGUUUUGCUACAAAAGACGAGCGGAUUUUUGAGAUCAGGUUGACGGCUGUUAUGUUGAAGUUUGCAUUCAGAGUUGAUAAGUCAUCGAGACGUCUGUUUGUUGCUAAAUGUGCUGUUAAAGGAUGCCAAUGGAGAGUUAGAGCACCUGUAAAGAACGAAGCAAAGACGUUUUGGGUCACUAAAUAUGUCAAAACUCAUACCUGUUCUGUUUCAGAUCGGUUGGCUCACCGAAAGCAUACGACUCCAAGAUACAUUGGAAAGUUAUUUAUAGAGCGUGAGGGAAUAAUUGAUGGGAUUACUGCACAACACAUCAAAGAUUCAAUGCAGGCGAUAUUUGGACUGAAAAUAGACUACACAACUUCGUAUAGAGCUUUGAUGUAUGCACAAGAAUGUGUGAGGGGAACCCCUGAGGAUGGAUAUAGCCGACUGCCUUCUUAUUUGCAUCUGAUCGCUGAAGCAAAUCCGGGUACUAUAACUGCCCUUGAACGCGACAGUCAGAAUAGGUUCAAGUACCUAGUCUUAGCCUUCAGAGCCUCCAUAGCUGGUUUUCAAUAUCUCAGACGGGUCAUUGUUGUCGAUGGGUGUCAUCUGACUGGAAAGUAUGAAGGGACUCUGCUAGUGGCCACAGCAUAA
Eutrema salsugineum is the source of this 1155-nucleotide messenger RNA. RefSeq lists its product as uncharacterized. The record is from RefSeq and is a predicted model, not a curated record. The transcript has a single exon. Lineage: Eukaryota; Viridiplantae; Streptophyta; Magnoliopsida; Brassicales; Brassicaceae. Bases 1 to 1155 code for a protein of 384 amino acids.